UUCCGUCCUUGACUCCGAUCCCGACUCCGACUCCGACUCCGACCUUUACUGUGGCCAUCCUGUUUUUCGAAUGGUUGACGAAGCCCAGCGCUCUUUCGAAGCGGUGAAAUCACGCCAGUCCCGGUCGUUGCCGGAAGCAGUGGCCGAAUAUAAAAGAAGAUAUGGGUUGCCGCCGCCGCCGCACUUUGACAAAUGGUACGAAUUUGCUGUCGCACGAGGGACAGUCUUGGUAGAUGAAUUUGAUACAAUUUAUCACAAUCUGCUUCCCUUUUGGGCCCUCGAGCCGAAAACUAUUCGAUCUCGCACGAGAGAGGACCUGGGGUACGAUAACCGACUGGUGGGCAUAUCAAUACGCCAGGGCAAGUCGGACAACCGCGGUGAAGGACAGGGAAAUUUUCAAUCUACAGCAAUUCAGGCCAUGGUUUCUUCUUUUGCUCACUUGCUGCCGGAUAUGGAUCUCGCUUUUAAUAUCCAUGAUGAGCCUCGCGUGGUAGUCCCGCACGAUAGUCUGGACAAGAUGGUCACCCUAGGCCGAGAAGUGCAGUCACGUCUGCUCCUCAAUGAGCAGGACUUGAAGAAUCAGUUUUCAAAGACGCCAGGCCAGCUUGAUGAAGACAUUGCUAACAAUCCGCGGACCCGAUUUCACGACAUUGGGAUGCAGGAGACAUGGCUUUUUAGUCGAUUAUCUUGUCCACUUGAUUCGCCUGCAAGACAACUCAAUGGAGGCGCACCAGACAACCCAGAUAUCCUUGGUGAUGCCUCACUAGGUCUCAUUUCUAACCAUACAGCUUUCAGCGACAUCUGUCAAACCCCAUCACUCCAAUACCGCCUGGGCUUCUUUGACAAGCCCAACGCCUGCAAGCUGUCACCAGAAUUGACACCAGUAUUUUCAAUGUCAAAACUGUCUUCUUUCCAGGAUAUCCUCUACCCAUCUCCGUGGUAUUAUACUGACCAAAUCUAUUUUGACAAAGAUAAAGCUGUUGAUUGGGACCAACACAUUACCCAGUUGUAUUGGAGGGGAGCGACAUCAGGUGGAUUCAGUGAUAAAGGGACAUGGCGCCAGCAGCUGCGGCAGUAUUUGGUGGAUGAGCUCACUCAUUCUCAUUCUAAUACAACAGAAUUGAUACUUUCGCAGAAGCGCCCAGGCCCAGAGGAGUGCAAUAUAUGGGAGGAAAGUUGGGAUCUCAAAGAAGCUCAUGUCAAGUCCAAUGAGCUUUUCAAUAUCAAAUUUACCGAGGUAAAGCAAUGCAGCACAACUGAUUGCGACGAGGAGGAUGCGUACUUUGACACAGCACGACGAGAGAAGCAGUCAGAGGCAUGGAAGUACCGUUACCUCCUGGAUAUGGACGGCAACGCCUACAGUGGACGAUUUUAUGCUUUCCUGCAAAGCUACGCCGUAAUUAUGAAGUUAUCAUUCUUCAGAGAAUGGCACGAAAAUAUCCUCUUUCCCUGGGUACAUUAUGUACCCCUAAGCCUUAAGACGAUCGGCUACGCCGAGAUUCUCCGAUUUUUCGAGCAAGAUACAAAAGGGCAGACAGCGGCCAAGCGUAUUGCGGAUUCUGGGCGCAAUUGGGCUCACACGACAUUGAGGCAUGAAGAUAUGGAGGUGUAUAUGUUCCGAUUAUUGCUGGAGUAUGGGCGUUUGGUCGACGACAAUCGUGAAUCACUUGGAUACCAUAAAUGACCAUAUCAUUCUUUAGUACAUAGCAUUUUCUUAUAUAAUAACUGCUUUAGACUUGUAAAUGGACAUUUCACCCUAUAUACAGGUUAGGUUCUCAAGUGAAAAGCGAGCGUGUGGUG
Aspergillus glaucus CBS 516.65 is the source of this 1800-nucleotide messenger RNA. RefSeq lists its product as uncharacterized. Lineage: Eukaryota; Fungi; Ascomycota; Eurotiomycetes; Eurotiales; Aspergillaceae. The coding region runs from base 71 to 1684 and encodes 537 amino acids. The transcript has 2 exons. The record is from RefSeq and is a predicted model, not a curated record.